CAAAUCUUAGAGGCAUUUCCAAAUCUAGUGGAAAUGAACAUAGACUAUUGCAAUGAUCUGGUGGAAUUGCCUGCCAAGCUCUGUGAUCUUAUCCGCCUAAAGAAGCUUAGUAUUACCAAUUGUCAUAAGCUAUCUGCCUUGCCUGAAGAGAUUAGAAAGCUGGUCAAUUUGGAGGUAUUAAGGCUAAGGUCCUCCACAGAGUUGGAAAGGCUUCCAGGCUCGAUUAAGAACCUAAAAAAGUUAAGCUUUCUUGACAUAUAUAAUUGUUUGAGCAUUAAGAACUUGCCUGAAGAGAUUGGUGAAAUGAGUGGUUUAAGAAAGAUCAACAUGGGACAAUGCUCAAGACUG
This is a messenger RNA of Prunus mume (Japanese apricot), 348 nucleotides long. NCBI's taxonomy places the organism in Eukaryota, Viridiplantae, Streptophyta, Magnoliopsida, Rosales, Rosaceae. The record is from RefSeq and is a predicted model, not a curated record.